Messenger RNA from Physella acuta, 5895 nucleotides. RefSeq names its product spermine oxidase. Lineage: Eukaryota; Metazoa; Mollusca; Gastropoda; Physidae. The record is from RefSeq and is a predicted model, not a curated record. Gene Ontology annotation, molecular function: polyamine oxidase activity.
GUGACGUCAGCAUACUGAACAUUAAUGUAGGCAACUGCGAAGGUUGUGCUGUCAAUGUUACACAGUGUUUCGCAAGUGUUCUACUUGAAUAUGUUAAAUUUUGUUGUGAAUUGUUACCAGAUAUGUGAUGAGUGUUUAUAACAGUUUUCUGUUCUAGGAUUUAAUUCAGUUGUUAAUAUACGUGUCUUGAAAAGGAUAUUUUUUCCUAAAAUAAUUCGUUUUCUUUAUGAGCCGCGAAAGCGUCAGCUGUUUCAUAAUGGAAGACGGGAUUCAAGAGAAGUCGAGAAAACGACAACCAAAAACUGUCAUUGUAGGUGGUGGUAUAGCUGGAUUAGCUGCUGGAAAAUUUCUACAACUUGAAGGCUUUAGUGAUUUUAUUAUUCUUGAAGCAUCAGAUCGGAUAGGUGGCAGAAUUUGGAGUGUGCCUGUCGAUAACAAUGGCCGUAAAGCAGAAAUGGGUGCUAACUGGAUACAUGGUGUCAAACACAAUCCUAUCUACAAACUGGCUGAUGAAAAUAAUCUACUUACAGAAAGAGAGCUUCAUUUAAACAGUAAAAAUAUAUAUAUGACUGAAAAUGGUGAAACAAUUCAUGAGGGUACCGUGAAAAAAGUUGACUUCGCUUAUGGUACAAUGUUAACAUCUUGUGAGGAUUAUUUUCUAUCACAUAUUCCAAUUGAUGUAAAUGAGAGUCUAGGUGGAGAGCUAGAGCGUAUGAUUCAGGAGAAGUUGGCAAAUACAGCUGGGGAAGAGCGACAUAAGCUGGAGCUAGUAUAUCACCAACGUCGGCUUCUGGAAUGUUGUAUAAGUGGAUGUAACAGUCUAAAUGAUGUUUCUCUAUCUCAAUUUGGUUCUUACAAAGAACUUCCAGGCCGCCAUCUUGUGAUUCCUCGAGGCUUUAGUGCUAUACUGGAUAUUGUCAAAGAAGGAAUUCCUGAAGAAAAAAUUAAGUUUAACACUCCUGUUCAUAAAAUCUAUUGGGGAGAUGUGGCACAAGCCCCUGGUGGAGAUCAGUGCCCUGAAGACAUGGUUAUUGUGGAAUGUGAAAAUGGUGACAUAUUUUAUGCAGAUCAUGUGAUAGUUACUGUGUCUUUAGGUGUUCUUAAAGCAGCUUGUGAUAGGAUGUUUACCCCAGCACUUCCCCAAAAAAAGAUGGAUGCCAUUCAUCGCUUGGGAUUUGGAAUAGUGAAUAAAGUCAUUCUUGUGUUUGAUGGGCCUGUACUUGAGAAACCAACUCAUCGUAUCCAUUUGGCUUGGGAUCCCUCUGUAAAUACAUGUGAAAAUCUCAGAGAGAGAUGGUACAGGAAAAUCUAUUCUCUAGAAGUUGUACAUGACAAUGUGCUUGUUGGAUGGUUGUCUGGAACAGAGGCAUUAUUCUUGGAGUCUUUAACAGAUGAUGAAGUAAAAGAAGAUAUGGACAAAGUGGUUAAAAUGUUUGUCCAGUCUAUGUCAGACAACAUUCCAAAUUUAGUUAAAGUUAUACGCACGUCUUGGGGUAACAAUAAAUAUACCAGAGGAUCUUACAGCUAUAUUGCUGUGGGAGCAACACAGGAUGAUAUUGCUAACCUGAAGUACCCAGUUUCUAAAACACUGCAAGAUAAUACUAAAAAGUCUGUAGUUCUGUUUGCUGGUGAGGCAACUCAUCCAUCUUUCUAUUCUACUACCCAUGGAGCUCUUUUAACUGGAAAUAGAGAAGCUGCUAGAAUAUGUAAAUUCUGGAAGCCUCAAGAAGCUGCAGAUGGCAAAUACGCUGAUCUUGGUUUAAGUGAUGCAGAGAACACAGAGGAGGAAGAGGAAUCAGAUGACGAAGGGUUGUGCUUUAAGUAAUGAUGUGUUGCUACUACAGAAAGGACAGCUUUAGGUGAUCUAGCAAAUGUUAGGACUUAGAUCUGGUAGAAAUCAUUAGACUGGUUCAUUGCCCAUACUUCAUGUUUGGUUUGCAUUUUUUUGUGUCUCCAUUAUAAUUCUGUUUGAUGAAAAUUGAAAUAGAUAUUAUUUGCUAUUCUUUUUACAUUCAAAAAUUACAUUUAGUGUUAUAUUUUCAGUUGAUGUUUUACACAAAUGUAUGCAUUUUGAUAUUACUAAUUUGCCUUAACCUAGGAAUGACUUUAAAAAAUAUGUAUACAUGCAUAAGUUAAAUUAAUUUUUGCCUUUUUUAACAAUUGUUUUUGUGAAGUAUUAUGAAAAGAAAUUAUCAUUUUAAUGUCCUUACACUGAUAGGUUUUUCAUUUAAGUAAUUUAAUAAAUACUACAGCUAAACAAAUAGUAAACUGUGUAAUUUGUCUUUGUCUUCCAUCUAAUUUAUAGUUUCCAUUGUUCUACAUUAAUUUUCUUCAAAUUAUCUUAAUGUUAAGCCAGUUUUUAAAGUUAAAGCAUUUUAAUUUGGCUUUUAUUUUAUAAAAUUAAAUUUGAAAGUAAGUCACUAAAACUGUAAGCUUGAAUAAAAACUGUUUUUUAAGAACUAAAAAUAUUACCAUGCUUUGUUUUAAUUUAAUAAGAAAAUGGGAAAAGAUGGAAACAAAUCAAAAUUUAAUAAAUGAACUGUUUUAAAGAUUACAAUUGUCUGAUUUGAUAUUGAUUUGAUUUUAUUUACUUGGGAAAAAAACUCUCUUUGAAAACAUUUUUAUUUGGAAACUAUUUCAUAAAAUUAAAUCUCUUCUUGUCUUCCAACUCAACAUACCUGUCCAGCUAUGUUUAUGUUGAAAAUAAUUUUUUAAGACAAUGAGAAUAUUCCCUGGCCAGUUGGUAAGUUGUAAACAUGACUUUUUAAUGUGUAUCAUUUGGCAUUGUUCAAAUUGCUGAGGAUCAAGUUUAAUCCUUCAAGCAUUAAUAUAACUUGUGUAGCCUACAUGUCUGCAAGUAUUGUAUGAAACUAUUUAUGAAGCCAAUCUUGACAGGCAGCAACUUACAGUAAAACAAACAGGUUUACUCAUUUAUUUGCACAAAAUGGAAGUUUAAAACUUAUUAAACUUUUUAUUGUUUGGUGAUACUAUUUACAAAGGGAACAUUUUGAUUCAAUGUCUUGUGUAAUAAGAUAGAGAGUAAUGUUUAUAUAAAAUUAUCCUUUCAGUGUUAAGGACAUUUUAAGAGUAGUUUACAGUAUUAAAAUGGGAAAAAUAUCUAAUGUCAAAUAAAAUUAUAAUAAAAACAAAAGUUAUAAAAGUACAAUUAACAAAGCAUUAUAUUAUUAAUUUAUAGGCACUUUAUUUAGCAGGUCUAUGAUGAUUUUGAGUUUAGUUUUAUUUUUGUAAAAUCAGAUACAGAAAUGUAUACUAAAUCAAUUUAUUCUAAGGUGUUUUGUUUGAUUUUUUUUAAAAAUCUUGUACACACUUUAUACACAUUGUAAAACUUACAUUCCUCUGAUGUCAUUGCUUUAUUAAUAAAACAAAAUGUACUAAUUGUUUGCAUUAUGCUACCUUAAUUGACAUGGGCUUUAGUGUUCCUCCCUGCUCACAUUCUGUGAUUUAGUAAUCAGAUACCUUCAGCUAUUUAAAAUACCUUGGUGACAUUUUUUUUUCAUUUCAUGAAGAUGAAAAUGAAUUUCUUCAACAACAACAAAUAAAUGUGGAGAUUGCUUCAUUUUUCCCCUUUCAUUAACAUUCAAUCUCUAAAUCGUGAUCUCCACCAUCACUUAUGGUUGAUACGUCUCUUAUGAAAAGUGUUGCCUAAAGAUAUCACGUUUUAUACAUUUGUGAUCUGUUUGAAUCAGGAGGAUGCUAUUUUUUUUUUACUGUCCUCACACUUUUAUAUGCUAAAUGAUUAGUGUCAUAAAUUUAAAACCGUAAUAAAGGCAUUAAUUGCAUAAAGAUUGCAUCAAUCAUUAACAAUUUAAAACGUGUUAGUAGAAUAUUUUUCAUUUGAAAGAUGAGAAAUACAUUGUGAUGCUAUUUUUAUCCUAUUUGAAAAGUAGUGCUAUAUGAAGCUUGUUUACAUGCUGUACCAGCAGUAUUCUACAGAGCACAGGUUCCCAGUCUAUGGCACAUGACCCAUAUGAGAUCACACUGUAAACUAAUAAAAUAUUCCCUCUAAGGCCAUUUUUAAAAAAAUUAUGGUGUUUAAAAUGCCUUUUUCAAUGGUAUUAGGGUUGUGUGUCACUUGCCUUUUUAAGAGGUCACCACCCAAAAAUUGAAACCUGUGCUAUUGUAGAGGAUUAUAUGUAAUUAAUAUGUUCAGAUGUAUUCCUAACUUGAUGUGAAACAUAAGGAAAAGUAAUAAACUGUUUUAAUUAAUGUUAUCAAGGUUUAAGCAAAUUAAAAAUAAGGUAAGUUUUUUUAUCAAAUGUUCUAAUAGCACAGUAAGAAGUUGUUUUUGUUUCAGAAGUAGUAUUGCCUGAUCAGAUGAUUAGAUACAUCUCAGGGUAACCUUUAUGUCUCAUGACAUGGCAAUCACAGGAUGGGGGUGAAGGUAGAUGGUCUGUGUUUCCUGAGUAUCACAAUUGUACAAAUUGACAAACUUAACUUAUUCAUAUCCUGCAGUUAUCAAACAUUCAUGUAUUAUAUCAUUUGAUUUAUUAUUACUAUAAAAGCUUUGUUUUUAAGCAUAUAUGUAAGUGUGCUAAAAAUUAUCUUUAUAUCUUAAAAUAUUUAUUUGUAGUAAGUAACGCUUUAUCUGGACCAGUCUGUGUAAUUUAGUAUUCACUUUCUACUUCUAUUUAUUGAGUUUCACAGCAGUUUGCCAACUUUGUUAUAAAUAUUUGCUUUGUAAUGACAGAGUUGCUACUAAGAUUAACUUUUUUUUAAACCUGGCAUUUUAAAAUUGUACUGUAAUUAUAUGCUCAAAUAUUUGUAUCCCAAUUCUGUAAACAUUGUUACCUUUGUUCAGGAACUUUCCAUUCCAAUGCUUCCCAGUAACAUCCAUUGAACUCAUUCUUGCUUUAUUCAUUCUGAUAAAAUUAAUCAGCCCUUUACAAAUUAUAGCCAGAAAACACUUGCUUAGUAACAGACACAGAUUUAAUUUAAAAAAAACAAAUUAGCUUCUGGUAAAAUAAAUGUAAGGUAAUUAUUUUCUGUAGUGCACUUGUAAGCUUAUAUUUGUACUAACAUUCUUCAAUGAAUAGAGCCAAACUAUCAUUAGUUGGUGCUUUGUAGUCAUCAUUAGAUCUUUUUGACAUUAGUCAGAUGAUCUCCAAUAACACACCUACAUGUGUUUCACUUGUAGCCUAGUACCCAGAAUAACUUUGUUACUAACACCAUUACUAACUGAUUUCUCCACAUUGGAUUUCAUUUGACUAAUGCUAAUUUUAAAAUAAUUAUUUAGAUAGUUAUUUGAUGAUGUAAUUAGUGGCCAUUCACUAUUGCUUGUUUGGUUUUGAACCAGAAACCAAUGUUUUCAUUACUUAGUUCAUCAUUAAAGAAGAAGAGAAGUAUUAAGUCAUUCAUGAUAUAUAAUCAUAGAUAAUUGCAAGUUUAAAAUUGUUUACCCAAUUGUUUAAAUUUAUAUUUUUGUUUUUAGUAUUACUGUCUAAGCUUUAGUACAAGUAUGUUUUCAUUUUCAUUAAGAUGAACAUUUUCAUGUAAUCAAAUCCAUUUUUGUUUCAAAUAGGUUUAGUUGGCAUGUAAAUAUUGUAUUAAUUUGAAUGAUUUUUUUCUCCUGGAUAUUUGUGUUAAAAAUCUUAGUGGCAAUAUCUUCUACACCACAACUAACUUAUUUAUGUAAUAUCAUGUGUACAUCAUCAUUGUUUUGCUUGGAAGCUGCUUUGACUGUGAGAUACCAAUAGAGGUGCCCUGAAAUAACAAGUUUAAUGCCUUAGCACAUAUUUACCUGGGUUCUCUUUGUUUACAGGUAUGCUAGGAAUGUAAGUCAAACAGAAAGUAGUUGUCAGUUUUUUCUCAUCGUUUCAGUAGUCAUUUUCUUUGUCUGCAUGUAAGAAAGUGAAUAAACCAAUACUUACUCAAAGU